Messenger RNA from Cyprinodon tularosa, 4475 nucleotides. Its product is annotated as CCR4-NOT transcription complex subunit 6. Gene Ontology annotation, biological process: nuclear-transcribed mRNA poly(A) tail shortening. The record is from RefSeq and is a predicted model, not a curated record. Gene Ontology annotation, cellular component: CCR4-NOT complex; nucleus; cytoplasm. Gene Ontology annotation, molecular function: protein binding; poly(A)-specific ribonuclease activity. Bases 166 to 1860 code for a protein of 564 amino acids. Lineage: Eukaryota; Metazoa; Chordata; Actinopteri; Cyprinodontiformes; Cyprinodontidae. The transcript has 12 exons.
GUUGGCGGCAGCCAAUAGGAUACGGCGCUGUUAUCGAGAGAGCGAGAGAAAAAAACCCUCCAGUCGCCAUGAUACAGCAACGGAAACGGGGAAGAAGUAGCUAGAAAACAAAAGAGAACACGCAGUCGUCCUCGCGAUUUGGUAUGCUCUUGCAGUGUUAUAGGAAUGCCCAAGGAAAAAUAUGACCCGCCGGAUCCCAGGCGGAUGUACACAAUUAUGUCUAGCGAGGAGGCAGCAAAUGGGAAGAAGUCAUACUGGGCUGAGCUGGAAAUCAGUGGCAGAGUAAGGAGUCUCAGCACAGCCCUGUGGUCUCUAACCCACCUCACUGCCCUGCACCUCAGUGACAACUCCUUGUCACGCAUCCCGCCAGACAUUGCCAAACUACACAACCUGGUGUACCUGGAUCUCUCAUCCAACAAGAUCAGGAGCCUGCCGGCAGAGCUCGGCAACAUGGUGUCUCUCAGGGAAUUGCUUUUAAAUAACAACCAGUUGCGAGUUCUCCCAUUUGAAUUGGGAAAACUUUUUCAGUUACAGACACUGGGGUUAAAAGGAAACCCACUUGCACAAGAAAUUAUGAGCCUCUAUCAGGAACCUGAUGGCACACGGAGACUGCUCAGCUACUUGUUGGACAAUCUGGCGGGGGCUAUAAAGCGCAGUUCUCUCUUCUGCCCAGUACCCACAGAGCAGCCACCAGCCAGGUCGUGGAUCUCACUCCAGGAACCGGACCGAACACGUCCAGCAACACUGUUCUCUGUUAUGUGUUACAAUGUGCUGUGCGAUAAGUAUGCCACACGACAGCUAUAUGGCUACUGCCCCUCCUGGGCUCUAAACUGGGAGUACAGGAAGAAAUCUAUCAUGCAGGAAAUCAUGGGCUGCAAUGCAGACAUCAUCAGUUUGCAGGAAGUAGAAACGGAGCAGUACUACAAUUUCUUCUUGCCAGAGUUGAAAGAGCAGGGAUACGACGGGUUCUUCAGUCCAAAGUCUCGCGCCAGAACAAUGUCUGAGUCGGACCGUAAACAUGUGGACGGAUGUGCAAUUUUCUUCAAAACGGAAAAGUUCAGUGCUGUGCAGAAGCACACAGUGGAGUUCAACCAGCUGGCUAUGGCGAACUCCGAAGGCUCAGAGGCAAUGUUGAACAGGGUGAUGACGAAGGACAACAUCGGGGUCGCUGUACUGCUGGAAGUUCGCAAAGAGAUAAUGGAAAUGUCUUCUGGUAAGUCACUCCAUGGCUUGGACAAGCAGCUUCUGCUCGUUGCAAACGCUCACAUGCACUGGGAUCCCGAGUACUCUGAUGUCAAGCUGGUCCAGACCAUGAUGUUCCUGUCAGAGGUGAAGAAUAUCGUGGACAAGGCAACACGCAGCUUCAAGAUUUCCACGUCUGGUGAGACCAGCGCCAUUCCACUGGUGCUGUGUGCUGAUCUCAACUCCUUACCCGACUCUGGUGUGGUGGAGUAUCUGAGUACCGGUGGGGUGGACUGCACCCACAAAGACUUCAAGGAGCUUCGCUACAGUGACAGCCUGACCAAAUUUAACUGCAACGGAAAGAACAGCACGUCCAACGGCAAGAUCACCCACGGCUUCAAGCUGAAGAGCGCCUAUGAGAACGGCCUAAUGCCUUACACCAAUUACACCUUCGAUUUUAAGGGUGUCAUCGACUAUAUUUUCUACUCCAGGCCUCACCUGAACGUGCUGGGCAUCUUGGGCCCCCUGGACCCUCACUGGCUGGUAGAGAACAAUGUCAGCGGCUGCCCACACCCCCACAUCCCCUCUGACCACUUCUCCCUCUAUGCUCAGCUGGAGUUGCUCCUGCCCAGUGUACCCUCCCAGGUCAAUGGGCUUCACCUGCCUGCACGCAGGUAGUGAGCCCCUGCCAUGCCACCAGGGGGAGCUGCAACCACAGCUUCUCCCUCAACCAGCUCUUACCUCCGCUACCUCUGGAGGAGGGAGACCGAAACAAAACCGACACAACCUACAAAAUAUUCGUACAUUGAGGUCUGGCUGACAGGGAUUUCGUAUACAAUGUUAUAGAUAUUCUAUAUUUUUCUUUUUUUCUUUCUGAUUUUCUUUUUACGUCCUUUUUUAACUGCUUGGUUCAGUCCUGUUUAUGUAUCAAGUGUUUUUGGACUCCCUCUUCUCAUUCGGUUCAUAAACCCCUGCAUACUUUAUUUUUGCCAUCUUUCCAACUAGAGGGGAUGGUAGCUCAUUCAGAUUCAUUACACGAGGCUCUGUGUGGUUUAAUAGGGAGGCUCAAAAGCGGCUGAGUGGGUGACAUUUAGCUGGGAAGCUGCAGAGCUGUCUGUCUGUCCCUGUAUAAAUCUAAAACCAGCAAAGACAGCAGACUCGUCGGUCUCAGUCCUCUACGUUUGGCUCGUGCUCGUUAUCCAUCUGCGCUCUGAGCAGCCGGCGUCAAUUCUCAGUCGGGUUUUGAGCCGAUUUUCACUAGAUAAGCAUCCUAACCAGCGGAUGCACUGCAGCUGAUCUGAGGGGAUAUUUUCUGCUGCCAUUCUGUGGUGCUCAGGCCUUUUUUUGUGUGUGUGGUCACGGCCUCCUGCGGUGCUACAAGAUAGUCCACAACUCUGACCCCUGCUCCUGGUGCAUUGACAAGCAGAUUAGUGGGACAUCAGCAGUUUUAAGAAGGAAAAUAAAGAGAAACUGAGAGCAGCUACCAUCCUUUUUGCAGACAGUUUCCCCCUCCGGCUUGUAUAAUUGCUAUGCUAGUCAUGUGGCCCGGAGUAUCAGAUUUUUUUUUUAACGGUAAGGAGCAAGGGAGUUGGGCCGAUCGGCAGAGGGAGGGGGGGCUUUAGCAAACCUUUUCAGUGUCGUUUGCUUUUUAGCCAGAGAGUGAAAAAUGGCUGACGAGUAAAACCAGCAUUCCUCUCACUAUCAGAUGACCUCCAACUUCACUCAUGCAAGCUGUCACACACACACACACACACAGAGGUAAUGUGCAGGCAGAUGUGUAGCACUGUCUCGAAGGCCAGUAGUGAACCCCACCCCACCCCAGCCAUACGUUCACACACAGGAGCAGUGAUUUUUCACCAGAGUGUUUGUACAGAAUAGAAGUCUAGACUCAGUCUUUACAUGAUUGUAUAUGAAACACAAAAAGACCUGUUUUCUGGCAUUUUUUUGUACGAAAAAUAAAUUAUGGUCAGAUUAAGGAAAAAAAAAAAAGACUGUAUUGUAAACUAUGGCAAAAUUUUUAUCCAGUUAAUGUUAAGAUGAAUUAAUAUUACCAGCUUGUAAAAGAGACGUCAGAGGAGGCUGCUCGCGCCGUUUGCUGUUUUCUUCUUUGCACUCCCAGGAGAUUAACUGUAACGCCUCAGCAUCGUUUUGAUUCAUUUGCUAUGAUGUAAAUAGACAGUCGAUUUUUACCUGUUGCUUUCUGCCCAUUAACAAAGCCGACGAUCCGGACUGAUGCCGAUUUUGUUUUGUUUUUUUCGGACGGAAGGACACCCUGCGCCGACCCAAGUCAGUUCACCUGGCUCCAAAGCGAAGUGUAAACGACUCAACACGGAGAAAAGUCCUGCGCGUACGUCUCGUACUCACUGUAGCAGUUGAUGUUGUCUUGCACUAUUUACAUUCAACGAUGGCUCGAGCAGCCUCCUCUCCUUUUAUUUUUAAAUACUGUUGAGAUAUUUGUGAAGAUUUUAUGUCUUUCUUUUUUUUUUUUUUUGUUAAUGUUCAGUUCCUUUUUUUAAUGAAAUGUGACGAUGUUCUGAUGAUGUGUAUAUCCUUCCCAUUCAUUGAGCUCUCUAGUAAUCAGGUAUGCUCCGCUGACCCCCCCUCUCCGCUGUAAGGAAACGUGAGCGGGGUUUUCUUUAUACAUUCACUCAGAUUAUUUCUGCACCCAGAUGACCUGCUUCCCCACCAACCCAGCUUCCUUCCUGGCCACAAAUAUACUCGCGAGCAUAUCCCUCUCCCCUCAUCAUAAACCACCCAACCUCAAACUUUUUCUGAUACACUUCUCAAAUGUUUUAACCUUUUUUGUCCCACUUUUCUUUGUGUAGAUUUUCUACCCUUGCCAUUGCAGCUAUAGUGCCAUUUGUGGACCGCCCCCCUGCCCCUUGCCUUUUGUAUUGGAAAGGGUGGAAGAGCCCAUUUGAUCUCUGCUUUACUUCUUGUUUCUGUCAAAAAAAAAUAGAGCCAGGCUGUCAGUUCUAAAUCGGAUUUGUUCCAUCUCAAAAACAAGUUAAAUGUGAGAUUAUUUGAAAUGCACUUAAGCGAUUCAGAUGCAGCUCCACUGAUUCUCUAAGAAGAAACUUAAAUGUUGGAAAAGCAAGAAAAUGGGGACAUGUCAGUUUGGUCCCUGCCUCUCGUCUCUCCCCUCUCCUGCAGUAAAAAUCAAUGUGUCCAAAUUGAUUUUUCUUUCCUGAAUGGCAUUAGUAUUGUACUAGAUGUAAAGGGUAGCCUUUUUUUGUUUUGUUUUAUUUGUAAAGUGUGAAUAAAAAAAAUUUCUUGUUUCCUUUCUAAAAAAA